CUUCUAAUACCGGCAACAUGAAGUUCUUGGCUGUGACACUGUUGGCUUGGGCAGUGGCAGCCUCCGCUAAAAAUAUUGAUCUUCAAGAUGUAAUUGAUCUUGAAGAUCUGACAGCAUAUGGCUACCUGUCUAAAAUUGGUGCUCCUUUGGCCGAAGAGAUUCGCAUAGCCGAGGAAGAAGCCAUUCGCAACCCAUCCAGAAUAACCGGUGGCUCUGCAGCUAGCCUUGGCCAAAUUCCAUAUCAGGCUGGACUAUUGGUCAACUUCGAUGAUAUGAGAGGUGUGUGCGGUGGCUCUCUGCUCAAUGCACAGAGAGUGCUGACCGCUGCUCAUUGCUGGUUUGAUGGUCUCCACCAAGGAUGGGGUGUGGAAGUAGUCCUCGGAUCAGUUCGUUUGUACUCAGGAGGAUUUAGAUCAUAUACAACCAAUGUUGUGAUGCAUGAAGACUGGAACCCUGAUCGUAUUCGUAAUGACAUCGCAAUUAUUAACCUGCCUUCUGCCGCGCCUCUAUCAAAUAUCAUCGCCCCUAUUGCUCUUCCUACUGGUAAUGAAAUUAACGACGAUUUUGUGGGUGAUAUCGCUACCGCAUCUGGCUUCGGACGCAUUGCUGAUGGUCCCUCUGGCGAAAUAUCAGAGAGCCAGUUCCUGAGCCAUGUCGAUGUACCUGUGAUCUCAAACCGUGCGUGUCGUCUGCGCUUUUUUUAUUUCUUGCAACCUUCGAAUAUUUGCACCAGCGGCUUUGGUGGAAAGAACAUAUGCAGGGGUGAUUCUGGUGGUCCUCUCACUGUAGUCAGGAAUAACAAACGCAUUCUGAUUGGCGUGGCCUCAUUUGGAUCUCCCCGUGGUUGCCAAUAUCGCAUGCCUAGUGCAUUUGUCAGAGUUACUUCUUACAUUGACUGGAUCAACCAACUUUCAAUCAGCAACAUGAAACUCUUGGCAGUGACUCUAUUGGCAUUCGCCGCGGUCGUCUCCGCGAGGAACAUCGACCUCGAGAGUGUUAUCGACCUCGAAGACAUUACCGCCUACAAUUAUCACACCAAAAUUGGUAUUCCUUUGGCUGAAGAGAUUCGUCUAGCCGAGCAGGGAGCACAACGAAACCCAUCCAGAAUUGUCGGCGGUUCUACUUCCAGCCUUGGCCAAUUCCCUUACCAGGCUGGUCUUCUUGUUGAUUUGCCCGCUGGCCAGAGUGUCUGCGGUGGUUCUUUGCUUAACCAAAGAAGGGUACUCACCGCCGCUCAUUGUUGGAACGAUGGUACCAACCAGGCCAGAAGAUUAACAGUUGUCCUCGGCUCAGUGCGCCUGUUCAGUGGUGGCACUAGGCUGACGACUACCAACGUUGUGAUGCACGGCAGCUGGAACGCAAACCUCGUCUGGAACGAUAUUGCCAUGAUCAACUUGCCUUCUAACGUUGGUACAUCCAGUUCCAUUGCUCCAAUCGCGCUGCCCUCUGGUAAUGAGCUCAACAACCAGUUUGCCGGCGCCACCGCUACUGCUUCUGGCUUCGGACUCGCCAGGGAUGGUGGCAGUGUCGACGGUAACUUGAGACACGUCAACUUGCCUGUAAUCACAAACGCUGUUUGCCGUCAAAGCUUUGGUAACCUCCUGGCUUCCAACGUUUGUACCAGCGGCGCCAAUGGCAGAAGUACUUGCCGCGGUGAUUCCGGCGGUCCUCUGGUUGUUAACAGCAACAACAGACGCAUCUUGAUUGGUGUGACCUCCUUCGGAUCUGACCGUGGUUGCCAAGUUGGUGCCCCUGCUGCUUACGCCAGAGUCUCCUCAUUCAUCAGCUGGAUCAACCAACGUCUUUAAAUCCGUUAUGAAAAUGACUAGGAAUGUACCGGACUGUAUUUACCCAUGUUUGAAA
Messenger RNA from Helicoverpa armigera (cotton bollworm), 1863 nucleotides. RefSeq names its product transmembrane protease serine 9. The transcript is spliced from 10 exons. Lineage: Eukaryota; Metazoa; Arthropoda; Insecta; Lepidoptera; Noctuidae. The coding region runs from base 18 to 1808 and encodes 596 amino acids. Gene Ontology annotation, biological process: proteolysis. Gene Ontology annotation, molecular function: serine-type endopeptidase activity. The record is from RefSeq and is a predicted model, not a curated record.